Nerophis lumbriciformis (worm pipefish) is the source of this 2081-nucleotide messenger RNA. It is a transcript of the gene wars1, whose product is annotated as tryptophanyl-tRNA synthetase 1. Gene Ontology annotation, molecular function: ATP binding; tryptophan-tRNA ligase activity. Gene Ontology annotation, biological process: tryptophanyl-tRNA aminoacylation. Gene Ontology annotation, cellular component: cytoplasm. Lineage: Eukaryota; Metazoa; Chordata; Actinopteri; Syngnathiformes; Syngnathidae. The record is from RefSeq and is a predicted model, not a curated record.
UUUUCCGGGAAAGUUUACGCCCGAACACCAAGACGCUCUAAUGCUGAUGCAAGUUUAGUGAGUGCUCAGUCAGCUGUGUUCACACGUGUGAAAGAUGACAGAUUGCCAAGGAGACGUGGAAGCAGAAAACAGUCCCAUGGAGCUCUAUAAGAAACUGGCAGAACUGGGAGACAAAGUGAGGACUCUAAAAACUGCAAAAGCUGAGAAAGCUGAAGUUGAUGCUGCGGUCCAGUUGCUGCUAAAGUUGAAAAUGGACUACAAACAGAAGACUGGUCAGGACUACAAAGCUGGCUGUCCUCCCUCAGAGAACGGCCCUGUAGCAGAUGAUGGGAAUGAUGAAGAAGAUGACGUUAACCCAUGGAGUGUCACCACCAGCAACGCUAAGGGUGUCGAUUAUGAUAAACUCAUCGUGAGGUUCGGCAGUAGUAAAGUUGACCAGCAACUGGUGGACCGGAUAGAGAAAGUGUCAGGACAGAAACCUCACCACUUCCUUCGUCGGGGAAUCUUCUUCUCACACAGAGACAUGCAUACAGUUCUGGAUGCAUAUGAAAAGAAGAAGUCCUUCUUCCUAUACACUGGCAGAGGCCCAUCAUCGCAGGCCAUGCAUGUUGGUCACCUCGUCCCUUUUAUCUUCACCAAAUGGCUGCAGGAUGUAUUUGACGUCCCUUUGGUGGUUCAGCUGACUGAUGACGAGAAGUACCUGUGGAAGGAUCUGACACUGGAACAGUGCCAUCAGUUUGCUGUAGAAAACGCCAAAGACAUCAUUGCGUGUGGCUUCGACAUCAACAAGACCUUCAUCUUCUCUGAUCUCGAAUAUAUGGGUGCAUCACCUGAAUUCUAUAGGAACGUGGUUAAGGUCCAAAAGCAUGUGACAUUCAACCAAGUCAAAGGUAUCUUUGGCUUUACAGACAGCGACUGCAUUGGAAAGAUAAGUUUUCCAGCCAUCCAGGCGGCUCCAUCCUUCAGUAACUCCUUUCCACAUGUUUUCGGGGACAAAAAGGACAUCCAGUGUCUCAUCCCCUGUGCUAUAGACCAGGACCCGUACUUCAGAAUGACCCGGGACGUCGCUCCGAGGAUUGGCUAUCCCAAACCUGCCCUGUUGCACUCCACCUUCUUCCCAGCCCUGCAGGGAGCGCAGACCAAGAUGAGCGCCAGCGACCCCAAUUCCUCCAUCUUUCUCACAGACACAGCCAAGCAGAUCAAAAACAAGAUCAACAAAUAUGCGUUCUCGGGGGGUAAAGACACAGUGGAGGAACACCGUCAAUAUGGCGGCAACGUAGACGUGGACGUCUCCUUCAUGUACUUGAGCUUCUUUUUGGAAGAUGACGAACAACUGGAGAAGAUCAGACAGGACUACACAAGCGGCGCUCUUCUCACCGGAGAACUGAAGAAGAUUUUGAUUGACACCCUGCAGCCGCUCAUUGUCAAACAUCAGGAGCGACGCAAGCAAAUCACGGACGAGACUGUCAAGAGGUUCAUGACACCCAGGCCUCUGAAUUUUAAACUGUAGCUUGCUUAAUAUGACAACAAUAACUAUUGUAAAUCAUGUUAUUACUGGAAGAAGUAACAAAAUUGUCUUUGCGGGUAAAAGGAAGAUGUUUACAUCAUAUACAGGAAGGAGGACAUGUGCCUCUGUCUCAUAUUAAACAUUGCAAUGAUGUUGUCAUGCAUCUCCACAUUUGUCCUAUUUAAAAGUGUGAAAAAUGAAGAGAUGUUUUUAUGUUAUUAUAAAAUCCUUAUAUUAUUUAAGGGACCUUCAUUUAUUAUCUUCCUCAAUGGAGCUAAAACCAUGUCAUCAACAAGCAUGUUGCAUAUUAAUGUGUCUUUUUUGUAGGGACUUGAAUGCUUGCAGAACAUAAAUAUGCCACAUCUAAGUAUCAGUGUUUCAGACAUUUAGGGAUCUUUUAACACUAGAUGAUUACAAUAAAAAAAAAUGCCUGAAUUCCACAUGGCAAGAUCUUACUGUGCUCUGUCUGUUAUGGGUUUCUGGUUCAUGUAAGUUAAUGUUGUUACGAACAUUGCUUUGGAUACCUUCUAAUCACAUGACUAAUAAAAUAUUGUGAAAUCUUGUCCCCAAACAA